Agrilus planipennis (emerald ash borer) is the source of this 1299-nucleotide messenger RNA. RefSeq names its product WD repeat-containing protein 89-like. The record is from RefSeq and is a predicted model, not a curated record. The coding region runs from base 103 to 1173 and encodes 356 amino acids. Gene Ontology annotation, molecular function: protein binding. Lineage: Eukaryota; Metazoa; Arthropoda; Insecta; Coleoptera; Buprestidae. The transcript is spliced from 6 exons.
UGAAACUGUUUUUAUUGUUAAAAAAACCAUAAUGAACUUUAACCUAAAUUUUUCUACCAUCAUUUUAAAUUCUUUAGUUUAGUUUUUAAAAGAUAUAUUGAAAUGAUUUCUGAUGAUUUUGAUGGCGAUAUUGGAGAUUCGGAAUUUAUUAAAAGUAUUUUCGAACAUAAAUGUGAAUUAACCCAAAACAUUAAUUCCUCUAAGGACAAUUAUGUUUUGCAUAUUGCACCCAAAGGAGGAAGGAAUAACGGAAACAUAGCAGUAGCAUAUUCUAAAGGUUAUAUAGAUAUAUUUAAGCUUUCAAAUGAAGUUAUCAAAAAUACUGAUACAUUAAUAGUUCCAGAAAAUAUAAUAGACAUUGAUUUUUCAAAAGAAAAUAAAGAUCUACUAUUUAUUGCUAAAAUGAAUGGUAAAAUUGAUGUUUAUGAUUUAAGAUGCAAUAUCACUGUACAACAAUUCUCUGAUACGACAUCAAAUACGAAUAAUUUUCGUAACUUAACGUGUCUUGCCUUAUCUCCAUCUAGUACACUUAUUUCUGCAGGCACCGAACUUUAUGAAGGUGAUGCUUUUAUAUUAUUCUGGGAUUCACGUAAAACAACGUUUUUGGGAGGAUACUGGCAAUCUCACAAAGAUGAUAUAACGCAAGUUAAAUUUCAUUCAAAUGAUCCCAAUAAGUUGGCAUCAGGUAGUACAGAUGGAUUAAUUAAUAUUUAUGAUAUUUCACAUUCCAAUGAAGAUGAAGCCUUAAUUGAUACUUUUAAUACUGAAUCGUCGGUGGAAAGUAUUAUGUGGUGUAAGGAGAAAAAUAAAGAUCACAUUUGUUGUGCAACUCAUACAUGUGAAAUACAACUGUGGUCUACUAAUACUGGAAACUUAACAAAGUCCUUUAGCAGAAAAAAACUAUCACUAUCUAUUCAAAGAAAAUCUGAAGCUCACUGUUAUGUGGCAUCUGUUUAUAGAAAUUUUCUUGAUCAAGUUUUUAUAUUAGUAGGUUCUAAUUUUGAAAAAGACAAGUGCAUGAGAACCCUAAAAGUUAGUGGUAAUGAACUUGAGCCUAUAUAUCUUUUACCUAAAAAUGAACAGAUUAUCAGAUGUUCGUGGAAUGAUGCUAAGGGUAAUUUAUUAAUCACAGGAGGAGAAAAGGGAAUAUUAAAUGUAUGGAAGAUUUCAUAAUAAUACAUACUUAAAUGUGCAACAAAAGUUAAAAAUUACUAAUGCUUAUGAUAAUAAAUAACAGAUAAAUGUAAUACAACUUUAAUGGCAUUAGUUAUCUGUUUUUUUGUUAUUUAAAAAUUUUAA